AUGCGGAUUUCUCCCCAGACUGAACUGACCUGGGCAUGCACCAUGCACAACAGCACUGCCCAAACUCCACAUGCGGCUGGGACGUGUAACGAGACUCUGUCCACACAGCCCCCGAGCUCCGAGCUCUCAGUGGGCGUGCUGGUGCUGCUGGCAUUCCUCAUGGUGCUGCUGGCUCUGGUCACCAUCCUGGGAAACGCCCUGGUGAUCCUGGCUUUCAUCAUGGACAGAAACCUCAGGCAUCGCAGUAACUACUACUUUCUCAACCUCGCUAUUUCUGACUUUGCCGUGGGUGUGUUCUGUAUUCCUUUGUACAUCCCUUAUGCCCUGACAGGGAUGUGGCACUUGGGAAGAGGUGUCUGCAAGAUCUGGCUGGCUAUGGACUAUCUUCUGUGCGCAGCUUCAGUGUUUAGCAUCGUCCUUAUCAGCUAUGACCGUUUCCUGUCAGUUACAAAAGCUGUAUCUUACAGAGCCCAGCAGGGAAUAAUGUCCAACCCUGUCAUCAGCAUGGUGGUCAUAUGGGUCCUUGCUUUCCUCCUCUACUGCCCAGCAAUCCUCUUUUGGGAGCACGUGGCUGGACAAAGCGUGGUAGCAGCAGAUCAGUGCUACGCCGAGUUCUUUGACAACUGGUACUUCCUCCUGUGCGCAUCCACCCUGGAGUUCUUUGUGCCGCUGCUCUCGGUGACCUACUUCAACGUGCACAUCUUCCACAACAUCCAGAGGCGCCAGCGGCGUGGCAGCACGCAGGACUGUGAGCCUCCAAGGAGAGGCAGCUUAUCCUGGAGAUUUUGCCUCUUGCCAAGGCCAGGAGCAUCUUCUCUUCCAUCAGAAGCAGAGGACAGUGUUUCAUCAUUAACGAGGUCAUGGAAACCAGCAGUGAUGGCUAACUGCCCAUCUCCGACACCAACCAGUCCCACGCCUCUUAAAAGGGACUUUUCUGUUUCUUUCUCUUCAAAGACUGGGUCAAAACUCCAGCGGGACAAGAAGAUAGCGAAGUCACUUGCCAUAAUUGUCUGUGUGUUUGCCAUUUGCUGGGCCCCGUACACUUUGCUAAUGAUUAUUCGUGGGGCCUGCCAAGGAACCUGUGUCCAUAACUCCUUGUAUGAAAUAACCUUUUGGCUUCUGUGGAUCAAUUCCUCUUUGAACCCAUUUCUUUACCCUCUCUGUCAUAUGAGGUUUCGAAUGGCUUUCAUGAAAAUAUUAUGUCCACAGAAGUUUGCAACACUGAGAUCACAUAACCCACCUUCUUUAUAG
This is a messenger RNA of Mesitornis unicolor (brown roatelo), 1251 nucleotides long. RefSeq names its product histamine H3 receptor-like. Bases 1 to 1251 code for a protein of 416 amino acids. Gene Ontology annotation, biological process: adenylate cyclase-activating adrenergic receptor signaling pathway. Lineage: Eukaryota; Metazoa; Chordata; Aves; Mesitornithiformes; Mesitornithidae. The record is from RefSeq and is a predicted model, not a curated record. The transcript is spliced from 3 exons. Gene Ontology annotation, molecular function: histamine receptor activity. Gene Ontology annotation, cellular component: membrane.